AUGAGGCUACAGAAAGCCAAGGGGAGCUCGCUAUCCUCGCUUCUCCCACGCCGCAGUAAUGUAACCACAGCGCAACAAAGACCAUCGUUUCUCCCACUGCAAGAGGGAUAUAUUAGCCUUCUCUGUACUCAGUGGGUAGUGCUCAGCUUUGCAUGCCUGCCUGUUUGCUCUGGACCCACGACGCCUCGUUGUCACUCUUUCUUUCUUUUUCUUUGCACCGCCAUCCGGGUCCUCCUGCGAACCUUAGCCUGUGGCUGGAACGAUCAAGAAGCCUCGGGUUGCAUUCACGACUUGCUGCAAGCGGAGAAGAGUCCAUUUGCAGGGAAACAACGCGAGCCAUCCUGCAGGGCGGGGAAUUGGCUGCUGUAUGCGUCGCUCUCCGCGCUCCCAAACGGAAGCGGCGCCAGGCCUGCUACUCUCUCUUUUGCACGGGCUAAAGGGAGGUGUGAAGUUGAUGCUGGCCCGGCUAUUUCUAAGCCAUAUUCUUCGUCUGGCCGGAUAUACCAGGGCUCUACGGAGUAUAUAAGUAAUAGGUAUUAUCAGAGACCACUGGGGCUUUUGCUAGGAACCGCAGCCUAUAAAAAGGAGUAG
Trichophyton rubrum CBS 118892 is the source of this 591-nucleotide messenger RNA. RefSeq lists its product as uncharacterized. NCBI's taxonomy places the organism in Eukaryota, Fungi, Ascomycota, Eurotiomycetes, Onygenales, Arthrodermataceae. The coding region runs from base 1 to 591 and encodes 196 amino acids. The transcript has a single exon. The record is from RefSeq and is a predicted model, not a curated record.